Messenger RNA from Papaver somniferum (opium poppy), 4012 nucleotides. Its product is annotated as putative disease resistance protein RGA1. Gene Ontology annotation, biological process: defense response to other organism. Gene Ontology annotation, molecular function: ADP binding; protein binding. Bases 101 to 4012 code for a protein of 1303 amino acids. The transcript has 4 exons. The record is from RefSeq and is a predicted model, not a curated record. Lineage: Eukaryota; Viridiplantae; Streptophyta; Magnoliopsida; Ranunculales; Papaveraceae.
UAGCAACUACUUACUCUUAAACAUCAGUUUCAAGUAUUAUCUAUAGUUUCUGAAAUUACAAGUGCUCUUGAUAUCUAAAUCUUCAUCGUAUUAUUUUACUAUGGCGUUUCAAGAGAUUCUUACUAGUGGUGCAACAGAAAUCUUAAACAAAUUGGUUCCUAUUGUUGCUCAAGAAAUAAGUCUGGCAUGGGGUGUUAAAGAUGACUUGAAAAAGCUUCAAAACACCUUAGAGAUGAUUCUUGCCGUCAUAGCUGACGCUGAAAGGAGGCAAGAGACCGAACAAGCUGUGAGACUUUGGUUGAAAUGGCUCAAGGAUGUGGCUUACGAUGCAGACGAUGUGAUGGACGAGUUCUCUUAUGAAAACUCACGUCGGGGUCAAAGAGGGGAGCGCUUGAAGGAUAAGGUGCUCGAUUUUGUUUCAUCAUCCAACCCACUUGUGUUUCGUUUUAAGAUGGCAAGAAAAAUAAAAGGGAUAAACAAAAUAUUAGAUGAAAUUACAAAAGAUAUGGAGAGGUUUCAGUUGAAAAUUAUAACUACUGAUGCUCAUGGGGAAAGUAGAGAGCGACGAAGCCGGCAAACCACAUCCUUCGCGAGCCAGACACAAAUUGUAGGAAGGGAGGAUGACAAAAAUAAACUUAUAAAAAUUCUAACAACGGUCACGGCACCAUCAUCGGCCUCACCAAGCAGUCAUCUCCGAGAAGUACUUCCUGUCGUAUCUAUAGUGGGGAUGGGAGGACUUGGAAAGACGACACUUGCUCAGCUCGUUUACAACGAUGAUUCAGUAAAAAAUUACUUUUUGCCAAAAAUAUGGCUUUGUGUUUCUGAUGAUUUUGAUGUUUACAGGCUUUUAUCAAAUAUCAUGGAGUCCAUAACUAAUGAGAAAUUCAGUGAUUUAUCAAAUUUUGAUGUACUGGUGCGCAAAGUUCGUGAGCAGUUGACUGGGAAAAGGUAUUUGCUUGUCCUCGAUGACCUGUGGAACGAGGAUGCCGAACAAUGGGAGAGAUUACAAAGUUCCUUGGUUGUUGGAUCUCAAGGGAGUAAAAUAUUAACAACUACACGUAAAAAGCAGGUUGCGGAUGUUGUGAAGGGAAGCAUUUCUCCGUACUUCUUAGAUCAAUUACAAGCACAUGAAUGUUGGUCUAUUAUGGAGAGAAUAGUCUUUUCUCCUGGUGGAGCACUGAAGACUCCAAAUAUGAUUGCUAUUGGAAAAGAGAUCGCUGAUAAAUGUCGUGGUUUGCCACUAGCUGCAAAAUUUCUCGGUAGCCUAAUGCACUCGAAAAAUAACGAGAGCAAUUGGAUAUCUAUUAGAGAAAAUGAUAUUUGGAACACACCUGAAAGUCAAAGCAAAAUCAUACCAAUAUUAAAACUGAGUUAUGACAACUUGUCACCUGAUUUGCAGCGGUGUUUCUCGUACUGCUCGAUCUUUCCCAAAGAUUUGGAGUUCAGCAAGCAGACUCUUAUUCAACUAUGGAUGGCGGAAGGAUUCUUACAGCAUUCUAACGUGGGAAGUGAUUGCUCGGUGGAGGACAUUGGAGAUGAAUACUUUGAAAGCUUAAUGUGGAGUUCUUUUUUCGAUGGGGUGGAAAAGAAUCAGCUAGGCGACGUCAUGACAUUCAAGAUGCAUGAUCUUGUCCAUGAUCUUGCCCAGGCUGUUUUCGGAAAUAAUGAACGCGCAACUACCAAGGUAACUGAAUUGGAAAAUAUUUCUGAAGUUCGUCGCUUAAACUUAAUAAUGGAUAGGGAAUUAUCAGCAACCUUCCCUAAAACUAUAAACAACAUAAAAAAGUUGCGAACGAUUAUCAUUCUUGAAACAAAUUAUGGUUUGAACCUCGGUAGAUUCUCAAGUAAUAAACACGUACGUGUUUUACAUUUGGGUCAUCCGGCUGAAGACUUUUCCAGGAUCAGAUAUACAAAUUCUAAGUUUAAGCAAUUAAGGUACCUCCAUGUUUCCUUUAUAAGUCUAGUUGAUAAUAUUUCCUUGAGUAGACUUUACAAUUUGCGGACGCUGGUAUUAAGUGGGUGUGGUUUUGUUAAAAAUCUUGUAAAAGAGAUGGGAUCUUUGAAACACCUUAGGCACCUUGAUAUCUCAUUUACAGACAUUCAAGAAUUACCUGAUUCUGUCACUAGCCUCCCCAAUUUACAAAUACUGGAUCUACAUCAUUGCAAACACUUGAUGACCUUUCCCGACUCUAUCACUGGGUUGGAGAAUCUGAGAUUUCUCGAUAUGUCUUUUACACCUAUUGAGAAGGUACCUGAUUUUGUCACAAGCCUCUGCAAUUUGCGGACAUUAGAUGUCAAUACGUGUGAUAAGUUGACAAGUUUACCCGAGUAUGUGGCAGGUCUUAAGAAUUUGAGUAUAUUUAAUUUCAAAAACUGCCCAUUAGUAGAAGCAUUACCAAAAGAUAUUGGAGCACUGUAUCAGUUGAGAUCUCUUGACUUGGAGGGUACUAAAAUCAAAGAAUUUCCAGAGUCUUGUGCUAACCUCUACAAUCUUGAGUAUGUGGAUCUUUGUGAUUGUGAUCUUCCAAAAGAAGUAACAAGUUGGGUAAAACUGAGAAGGUUUUCUUGUCGUCAAAUGGGAACACUAAUGGGUGUUGGGAAAUUCAUUUACCUGCAAAGUUUGAUGUACAACGUGCAAGAAAAAGGAACAGACAAUUCUGAAUGUAAUUAUGGUGGUAUUGAAGAGUUAGCGAACUUAAACUUUCUUGAGGAGCUACAAAUUAUGGAACUUCAAUACGUCAAAGACCCAAUGGACGCGGAGAGAGCAAAUUUGAAAGGAAAAGAGAAUCUGCGUGAUUUGGUACUACUUUGGAGUGGAAUAGAAGAAGAAGAAGAAGGAGAAGAAGAAGAGGAAGGAGAAGGAGAAGAAGACGUAGAAGAAGGAGAAGGAAAAGGAGAACAAGACGAAGGAGAAGGAGAAGGUGAAGAAGACGAUUUGAGAGGAUUGGGUAUUUAUAACUUCAUGGGGUGUGAGCUUCCCAACUGGAUGUGUGUUCCAUCAUCUGGUACUCUUCUGAAUUUGGAUAAGUUGUUAUUCAUCGACUGUAAAAGAAUAAAACAACUUCCAGCAGGUCUUAUUGGGCAGCUCCCACGUCUCAGGUUUCUUUAUCUUACAGGAAUGUCUCUGAAGAGUUUAGAUAUCAGCGGAUUUCCUUCUUUAAUAUGUCUUGAUCUUACUAAUAUGCUCCUUCUAGAAGACUUGUGUUAUUCGCGUCCUCCUUGUCUUGGGAUUCUGAAAAUCGAUGGCUGCAAAAAUUUAACAGAAAUACCUUCGUUUCCUUCUUCGUGGAUGCUGCUAAAGCUAUAUAGGAUUGAUCACAAAUUAGUGUACUCAGUUGGGAGAAGCCAGAUGACAUCUAUCACGGAGCUAUUCUUGGAGAACAUUGGGGAGUUUAUAUACUUCCCAAUAAGCAUACUCGAAAAUAAUUGCGAUCUUCGAAUUCUGAAAAUUAAAGAGUGCAAUCAGUUUCUGGGAUUUCAAGUAAUUGAUGACGAGAAUGCUGAGGAAAAGUCCUCCGAAUUUCAUAUUGGCUCUCUUCAGGAAUUAGAAUUCAUUGAUUGUCCAGUCCUUAAGUUUCUUCCAGAUUUACGAGGAUGCACUUCUCUUCAGAAAUUAACCAUCUUCAAUUGCCCACAAGUGAAGGAGUCUUUAAACUAUGAUCUCAAGUCCCUCACAUUUGUUAAAGAAUUAUGUGCGGACGGGUACAAGGUUGUCAGAAUUUGCUACUACAGAUGUGCGGACAGGUUACACGUCCAGGGUGUCUAUGCAAAUGGGGCUCUUUAUUGGCUGAAUAUCGAGGAGCACGAGGAAGAAUUGAGUCUCGUGGCUUUCGAUUUGGCAAAGGAGGAGUUCCGUAUCAUCUCACCACCAUCAUGUUUCAAUAUAGAUAAGCCUGAAAGCUAUCAACUUGAGGUGCUGGGGGGGUAUUUAUCUGUCGUUCAUCAAACGAGAGGUGAAUAUGUGGACAUAUGGUCACUGAAGAAAGAAGGGUCUUGGAAUUGGAUAAGAUAG